AUGAUCUCGAGAGGUGCUUGCUCGCUGCUGCGGGCGGCCUCACAGUCGGCAUCACAGUCGGUAUCACAGUCGGCAAUGCGUCUGCUAGCACAAUCCACCGUUGUUCGCCACUUGUCAUCGUCAUUCGCUACAACCUUUCCCAACUCGACAGAAAAGCGACAGCAGCCGCAGCAGCCCGUCGAAUCCGACUCUACCUCGGCCCUUGACUACAAGCUCGCUCACAAGCUUCGCAAGCUUCCACCUCUUCCCUCGCUUGAACCUCCUUCGCUGGACGCACCACAAGCCGUAUCCAACAUCUUGUACAACACACCUCCUCCGUCCAAGGCCCCCUUCAAGCGUCACACGCUCAACUGUCUCGUCCAGAACGAACCAGGUGUUCUUUCCCGUGUUGCUGGUACACUUGCAGCAAGAGGUUUCAACAUCGACUCGCUCGUUGUAUGUGGUACCGAGAUUCGCGAUCUUUCGCGCAUGUGCAUCGUUCUCCGUGGUCAGGAUGGCGUCAUCGAACAGGCCCGUCGUCAACUCGAGGAUCUUGUCCCUGUCUGGGCCGUGCUCGACUACACCAACACCAAGGUCAUCGAGCGAGAGCUUAUGCUCGUCAAAGUGUCCAUCCUCGGGCCCGAGUACUUCGAAGAGUCGCAACAGGCUGCCAGCCCAGCCAACGCUCCCGAGCUCAUCGCCGAACGUGAGACUGACUCCAACAAGUCUCCUUCUGGUCCCAGCUCGGUCGGCGCAGCAGCAGCUCAUCAGGCCCAGUCACACAUGACUCCCCUUACUCCCACAGAAGCGCUGCGUGUCAAGUCGGACAACAUGCGCUCCGUCAUUGCUCUCGCAGAACAGUUCCGCGGUCGUGUCGUCGAUGUCUCGUCCACAAGCGUCAUUGUCGAAAUGUCGGGCAAGAGCAGCAGGUGUGAUGCCUUCUUGAAACUUGUCAGACCUUUCGGUAUCCUCGAGUGCGCUCGUUCGGGUACGAUGGUUCUGCCACGUUCGCCCAUUCCAUCCUCAUACGCUGGUGCUGAUGACCUCACUGAGGAGGAGGUCGAGACUAUCGACGCCGGCGCCCUUCCCCCUGGCUAA
Ustilago hordei is the source of this 1077-nucleotide messenger RNA. RefSeq lists its product as uncharacterized. Gene Ontology annotation, biological process: branched-chain amino acid biosynthetic process. The coding region runs from base 1 to 1077 and encodes 358 amino acids. The record is from RefSeq and is a predicted model, not a curated record. Lineage: Eukaryota; Fungi; Basidiomycota; Ustilaginomycetes; Ustilaginales; Ustilaginaceae. Gene Ontology annotation, molecular function: acetolactate synthase regulator activity. Gene Ontology annotation, cellular component: acetolactate synthase complex; mitochondrial nucleoid. The transcript has a single exon.